AUGGUUUUUUACCCCCCAGACUAUGCCGCAGCCCAGCCCAUGGCGGGGGCCGGCCAGGCUUUGGUGCUGCCCGUCCUGCUCUGCUGCCUGUGCCCAGGUGCUGAGAGCUUCGAGUGCAAGGGGCGCGUGUGGAUCGAGCCCGCGCCCGUGGUGCGCCUGGGCUCCGACAUCGCCGUGGGCUGCCGCUCCUGGCUGGGCUGCCCCUCGCAGCAGCUCCUCAUCCUCCUCAACUACAGCCGCCCCCCGGGGACCCCGCUGGCCCUGCCCGGAGGCGCCGUGCUGCUCCGGCUGCGCCGCUUCCAGAUGCCCUUCGCCGUUGUCGCCUGCUUCUCCCGCUGUCCCCAGAGCGACCGCCUGCUGUGCGGCACGGAGCUCCGGGCGGGCUACCCCCCGGACCCCCCCGGCAACCUGAGCUGCGCCAUCGCCGAGGGCUCGGAGCGCCUGGAGUGCGGCUGGGAGCCGGGACGGGUCACGCACCUGCCCACCCGGCACAGCCUCCACCUGCGCAGGGCGGUGGCACAGGGUGAGGAGGAUGAGGAAGAUGAGGAAGAAAAGACCUUCCCUGCAGACUCACCUGUGCUGCUGAGAGAGCUGCACAAUGACAGCCACUACUCGGUGUGGGUGCAGGCCAGCAACGCGCUGGGCACUGCCCGCUCGGCCCCGCGGCGCCUCCGCCUGCAGGAGCUCGUGGUGCCCACUCUGCCCGUGGCUGUCGGCGCCGAGACCACGGACACGUCCCCUGCCAUCACCACCACCCGCUGGAGGAGCCGGACCCGGCUGAGGAGCGUGCACUGCGAGGAGAGGCACAGGGCCACGGGCACCCCGACGUGGCACGUGAGCCCCCCGGGACCCCCAAACCCCCCCUACCUGUCCCCGGUGGAGCUGUGUGACAAGGUGCCACAGGAGGGUCCCCGCUGGCAGCACGAGCUGCAGAGCGACACCGAGUUCGUGUUCCAGGCCAGGUGCCGGCUCGGCACCGCCCACAGCCCCUGGAGCGCCUGGAGCCCCCCCUUCCUGUACCGCACCCCCGAAGCAGCCCCCGCCGCCGCUCCCGCCGUGUGGCGGCGCCUGGGCCGGGCGCUGCCCGACGGCAGCCGCGAGGUGACGGUCUUGAUCAAGCCGCUGGCCCCGCGGGAUGCCCGCGGGCGGAUCCUGGGCUACGCCGUGAGCGCCGGGAGCGCGGCGGGAGCGCGGCCGCUGUGCCGCACCGCCGGCACCGAGUGCACCGUGCUGGUGCCGCCCGGAGCCCGCAGCCUCCUCGUCACCGCCCGCAACGCCAAAGGGGUCUCCAGCCCGGCCAGCAUCCCCCUGAACCGGGCUGCAGAGCAGGAAGAAUUCCCAGCCCCAGAGGCCGUGGAGGUGAAGCCUGAGCAGCAGAGCAGGGUCCUGGUUCAGUGGCAGCCCCCCCAGGCCAGCCAGAGCCCCCCGCUCUGGUUCAUCCUGGAGUGGCUCUCCAGCCCCCAGCACGGCCAGCAGGAGCAGUUCUGCUGGGAGAGAAUCCCACGCGGGGAAACGCACACCUACAUCCAAGGGGCAGCGGCUCUCCCGAGCGUGCGGCUGUACGCGGUGUAUCCCGGCGGGAUCAGCGCCCCCCGCCCAGCCCCUGCGGAGGAGCCGCUCCUGGGCAGCGCCUACAGCGAGCCGUCCCAGGAUGAUGACAUCCGAGUUUUCCUGGGACUGAGCCUCAGCGUGCUCGGAUUAUCCGUUCUCUUUGCAAUUGUGAUGUUUAAAAAAUCAGUCAGGAAAAGGGUUAAGGCCGCCCUGGUGUCCCUGCUGCCCAAGUGGCUGCUUGAGGACUUUCCCCGCGUGGAGAACAGCAGCGUGGUGAAGUCACUGCAGGACAAGGCAGAUUUCCCCAGCUCCAUCCUCCAGGAGCCCUUCCUGGCCUCCGCUGACCCCGCACUCUCGGAUGUCCAGGAGGUGCCGGCGCAGGAGCAGCACCAGAGCCUGGACAGCGAGGCCAGGGCGGAGGUGCCCGAGCCCAGGGAGGUCCCAAGGACCGUGGUGGUCCCCAGCAGCCCGUCCCCGGGGCAGUUGGGUGCCUACAAGCCCCAGCUCUCCGGCGGGAACGCUUUGGGAUACGUGGCCGCCGGGAUCCACCAGGCGCAGCCGCCCGCGGCCAUCCCGCAAGCAGAGGUGGGAAUGUCCUGCCUGGACUACAGCAGCCCCGUCCCCCAGCUGUGGGAGCAGCAGGGAGGGACACCCCAGCUGUGCCUGCUGGACAAGAUCAACCUGGUGCUCAACAGCAGCCUGGAAUUCCCGGGGCAGGCCGGACACGGAUCCGUCCCGGAGCGGCGCUGGGAGCCGCCCGGCGAUGGCCCCGAGCAGAUGCUGGUCCCCGAGGAGCUGCUGUCCUGCCUGAGAGCCACCAACAGGGACCCUGCCUCCCACAGAGCAUGGCAGGGCUGCUCUGAGAGCAGCUGGAAUUGGGGAUAA
Molecule: messenger RNA, 2436 nt
Organism: Pyrgilauda ruficollis (rufous-necked snowfinch)
Lineage: Eukaryota; Metazoa; Chordata; Aves; Passeriformes; Passeridae
Gene: IL23R
Product: interleukin 23 receptor
Exons: 14
Coding region: 1-2436 (811 amino acids)
Biological process (GO): cytokine-mediated signaling pathway
Cellular component (GO): external side of plasma membrane; membrane
Molecular function (GO): protein binding; cytokine receptor activity
Source: RefSeq, a predicted model, not a curated record